AUGGACCUGGAGCGCCAUUGUCACGGACGGACUGUGAAGGGUCCGGUCACGCUCACGGUCACAUUAGGAAAUGCCGCCUUGUUCAGUCGCUCGCAUCCUUCUCUGAAUCUCUCCACUUCCCAAGUGCCCUCGUCCUCACUUCGCCGUACUUCCUCCUCCUCCUUCCCUCCCGCCCUCCUCCCGCCCCAGACAAUGUCUGCACACGCCACCGCGUCCGCAGGUCAGCUCCAGAGGGCUCGCUCAAAGAAACGACGAGCUAUCCUCGAACAUGCACUCAAAGGCAUAAAGAUCAUCGGAACCAUCGCGGCUCCUUUAGCUCCCGAGCUACCGCCGUCCCCGCCUGCCUCGCGCAGUCCGUCUCCAGCACCCGCACCACUCCCAACAGCCAGUUCCUCCAAGCGCAAGCUUGAUGCUUCUGCAGACACGCCAGAAAGCGCAAAGCGGCCUAGGGUAACCAAACCACAGCCGCAUUCCUCGGAACUGGCAUCCGCGUCCUCCUCGGCGUCUGCCACUCUUGUAGCCUCCUCAUCCUCCUCGCCUACUAAUGCAGUAAGAUCCACCGGACCAGCUCAUGUUUCUCCAAUCGCGGCUGCUGCAUCGUCUUCCAUUGGGGGCCUGUCUUCGCGGUCUCUCACGGUCUACGAACCCGUCCGACGGCCGCGGCAUGGUGUUGAAUCAUUAAAUUUCAAACAGAUGCAUGAUAGUUAUCACGCGCAAGCACGAGCGUUCAAGUAUUCCGGUGAGGCGCGUUAUUUGGCAAGCUACCCGCAAAGCCACCAACGUCACCGUCCAUUAAGGGAACCGCCUGCUAAGGGUACACCAUACCACACACAUGGAGGACUCAUGGGCUUGCUUGAAUCGCUAGAAGCCUUGAUCUGCUUCAUCUAUGCUGCUUGGUGUCAAGAUCACUACAAUAGAGAUGAAAAUUCAUGGGAGUCGAUCCCCGGUUACUUGGAAUGGUGCAAGUCAAGAUGGUUAGGCCAGGUGGGGUCGCGGGAUAACGUCCGCGAGAAGUCAUUCCUUGGUCUCAUCCACAUGAUCGAGGCCUUCAUGCGUCAGCGCCUUGUGCGCUACAGACUCAGUUCGUUUUUGGAGCUGAGGACGAAAGAGUAUUUCUACGAGAUUGAGCGUGUUACAAAGGCGAAGCAGGCUGCUGCAGAAGCAUCAUCAGCGAAACCCAAGCCUACCCCGCCCGAGAAGUCUUUACCUUCCCCGGACACAGACGCGGCGAGUGCCAACUCAACACCGGUAAACCCCGGUAAUACACCUUUAAAUACACCUUUCAAUGCGAAUGACAGUCGCUCGGAGGAUGCAAAAAGAGGUAUAAACAAGAUGGCGUCUACUCGUCCACCCGAAUCAAACGCACCGCCGGAAGUUUUUGUGCCAGUCAAGCAGUCUUACAUCGUGAAUACCAGGACCCUCCUGAAUCUCCAGAGUAUGGCUUCACGAGAAAUGCGACAGUCGGAGAAGCUCCUUUCUUUAGCAAUAAUGCGGGAGCAUUUCCCGCACACUUUUGGCAGGAUGGUGUGCUCAACACUAUCCGCUGAUGAGGAAUACGAGCCUGACAUGGAAGACGGCGAAGGCGAGCUGUUCUGGCCCAGUCAAUGCGUAACAGGCGAUGGCAUCGCUUGGGUUUGCCUGAUGGGUCGUGCAAUGGUCAGAGAAUUCGGAAAGGAGAUCGGCUAUACCAGUCUCUCUGGGGCCAUACCCAAGCCUACCUCCAGCUAA
Messenger RNA from Fomitiporia mediterranea MF3/22, 1728 nucleotides. RefSeq lists its product as uncharacterized. Lineage: Eukaryota; Fungi; Basidiomycota; Agaricomycetes; Hymenochaetales; Hymenochaetaceae. The record is from RefSeq and is a predicted model, not a curated record. The coding region runs from base 1 to 1728 and encodes 575 amino acids. The transcript is spliced from 4 exons.